Molecule: messenger RNA, 675 nt
Organism: Acanthosepion pharaonis
Lineage: Eukaryota; Metazoa; Mollusca; Cephalopoda; Sepiida; Sepiidae
Source: the annotation of a GenBank genome assembly
AUGGGCAUUAUUCCCGAGAAUGAUACAGACCAGGACAAUCAUCCUCGCAAGGAUAUCAGAAUGAGUCUCCAACAAGUGCUCCACGAGACAAACAGCUAUAUCCGCAGUUUUAAGUAUGCUCUCGAAAAUAACACUUCUUCUGAUUUUAUUGUAAUUGAUGCUGACAAACGGCCUCAGGAAGAGCACGAACGUCGUUACAAUGCUCUCGCAAGUAACGAAGUUUCCGUUAUUGUCAGCGGUGAUCAGCACAAAAGAAGUGACAUUGUUAUCGAAUCGCGCGGCAGUGGUGUCCGAAGAAUCAGUGAAACGCACCGGUCCUACGAGGCAUUGCAAUACCCACUUCUCUUCCCUUACGGAGAAGAUGGUUUCCCCAUCCACGAACGCUUCCCAGCUAUCGUCCCGCUUCUUGUGCACGACGAACUUCGUUAUUUUUCUGCGGAUAAAGCAAUGGAUGUGGCUGUGCGUACCGAAGACACAGCGCUUACAGCGUUCUUCACACUUUGUCGACACGGACUCUACUGUACCCAGACGUGCCUUCAUACUACGUGUGGACAGAAAAGAACACCUGGGCUCAGCGGAAGUGCGGGGCCAACGUCGAGGGCUAUCCAAGCGUCAGAAAAGACGCCACACUCGGAAGGGUUUUCACGGUCGACCAUCACGACAGGAAUGUUCUAA